This is a messenger RNA of Linnemannia hyalina, 273 nucleotides long. NCBI's taxonomy places the organism in Eukaryota, Fungi, Mortierellomycota, Mortierellomycetes, Mortierellales, Mortierellaceae. The record is from the annotation of a GenBank genome assembly.
AUGGACCGCUCCUUGCUUUGCAGUGCGUUGAACGGUAUUUGGUUUGUUGACAAGGCGAUAUUGGAGUGUUUGGAUGCAAAAGAGAUCCAUAGGGCCAUGGGCAAGGAGCACCGUAUACCAGAUUACCCGGAAAUUGGAGCAUUACCGCCCCAAGUUGAGGAGAUUCUCCAGUUUGGAACUGAACAGGAGAUUGCGGAAGCGAUUGAUGAGCUGUGUACUGCAGACAUACCAUGGACAGUCAGAAGGGCGCUUAAAGUUUGGAAGCAGCUGUAA